Centropristis striata (black sea bass) is the source of this 3134-nucleotide messenger RNA. RefSeq names its product sclerostin (gene sost). Bases 149 to 826 code for a protein of 225 amino acids. Lineage: Eukaryota; Metazoa; Chordata; Actinopteri; Perciformes; Serranidae. Gene Ontology annotation, biological process: negative regulation of Wnt signaling pathway; ossification; negative regulation of BMP signaling pathway. Gene Ontology annotation, molecular function: BMP binding. The transcript is spliced from 2 exons. The record is from RefSeq and is a predicted model, not a curated record.
AAUUGUCAGCUUAAAUACCGCGUGCGCCUCGUCUCUCGCAUUGAGGCUGGACCUGACCGACUCGUCCACGCGUGUAUCUGUCUCUCUGUCUCUCUCCGUGUCUCGUGCGUGUGUUUUCUCCUGUCCUCGCGCUCCGGUGACCGUGAGCAUGCAGGUGUGUGUGCUGCUGCUGCUGCUGCUGCAGGGAUGCUGCUCCGCCGUCAAGGGAUGGAAGCUACUGAAGAACGACGCCACGGAGAUUUUACCGGAGUACAGAGAAAACACUCAGGCCGCUCAGGAGGAGAUACUACCGGCGGCCAACAACAAUAACAACAACAACAAUAACAACAACAACAACAACAACAACAACCACAACAGCAGCAACAGCGUGAAUAACAGGGCGAAGAACGGCGGCAGGACGGCAAACACCGUCUCCUACAGUGCCGCGGAGCUGAGCUGCAGGGAGCUGCGAUCCACCCGUUACAUCACCGACGGAUCUUGCCGCAGCGCCAAACCGGUGAAGGAGCUGGUGUGCUCGGGCCAGUGCAUGCCCGCACACCUCAUGCCCAACUCCAUCGGCCGCGGGAAGUGGUGGCGGGGCAGCGCCUCGGACUACCGCUGCAUCCCGGCCCACUCCCGGACGAGGAGGGUGCAGCUGCAGUGUCCCAACGGCAACACUCGGACUUAUAAAAUCCGCGUGGUCACCUCCUGCAAGUGCAAACGCUUCAGGCCCCACCACAACCAGUCGGAGGCCAAGGAGGUCCCGAAGACGCCACGCAACAAGAAACGUUUGUCUCAAGACCGGAGCAAGAACAACACGCCGACAAUGAUGGGCAACUCGUACUGAUGCUGCUCCUCAGCAUCCAGAGGACAGACACCAAAGCACACACAUACACACACACAUUACACACCAGAUUCUCCUCCAAAUAGGGAGGAAAAGAAAUUUCAAAGAAAGCGAAUUCAUAAGCUAAUUGCUGGGCUGGUUUUUAAGUCAUCAGUCUUUAUUUUUCAGCAUAUUUGUGAACUCUGCUGCUUUUAUUUGCAUGACGAUGAGACGAGUCAGUGGAGCUCAGGAGCUCGCCAGCACCACGUUGGAUCAUAUAAAAAGUAUCUGAUCGCCCCAACAGCUCCGAGCUCGGUUCCUGUCCUCCACUCACACAGAUUUCAUUUAAUGAGAAGUCCUCCUCCCCGAGGCUUCCCGUCCAUCUGUACAAACAUCCAGCGGAUGCAGAGCUACGCCGCUCCACCAACGCGUCGGCCGCUGUUUAAAGCUGAAAAGGUGUAUCUCCGCUCCAGAGUGGUUGUAAUCCAUCUCCUUUUGGCUGUGUGUGUGUGUGAGGGGGAGAUGGUGGCAGCUCUGGGGGCUCUGGCGGUGAGAUGUUGACAGGUUCUGAGAGGCCCUGGGCUGCGCGGCGGUCCAGGCAGCUCUCUAACAGCACCACUAAAGGCCUCACUCAUCAGGACAGCCCCACGGCUCUCUCCCCGACCGGCCUGUCAGUUACAGCAGUUCCCACGACCAGAAACAAACCGAGCUUUUCACAUUUCUCUACUUUGUGCCUCCUUGUCUCCUCGCUCCUGCAGGUUUUGACCCAUAAAUCAAUCUCGACUCUCCACUUUGAAGGGCGUCCCAAUUCUAAAAUGGGAGGUUUGCUGGAGGAGCUAUAAGCCAAGAUACACUUAUAUGUCCUUUGAAUACUUUUUGACACCCAUCAUAGUCUUUUUUUAUACUUUACAAAGUUUAAAACACAUCAGGGGGACUCCAGGUUGUCAUAAAAACGAUAUAGAAGCAAAUAAAAAGUCACAUAAAUAUCUUAAAGCUUCCAGUUGUUGUAACAGCUGUUUGUUUGUGCAAAUAUAUAGGUAAUGUACUGUUUUUGAGAUCAGCUUUGAAAUGUUUUAAUUCAGAUUUUUGCAUGUAUCAAAUAGAACUGCAAAAAAAAAGACACCUGUGAAGAGUGGCGUAAUGGUUUGACAGCUGAUGCAGCUUUUUUAAGGGACAAUGUGUAAAAUAUGGACCAAAACAACAGGCAAUAAUUCAUCUUGUGCAAGAUUUAAAUAGCUCACUAAUUGCAGUGCGAUUGCGUAACUGAACCUGAUGUAGAACAAACCUUACAAUGUCCUCCAAAAUAUGCAGAGUACUUUCCAAACAAAAAUUAUGUCUCCCUAAAGAGAUUACUUGUUCAGCGGUGCAGGUUUGUGUGCAGCUUUUGACUCUGAUAUCACCCCAACACUGCUGUCCAUGAGGUGUUUGGUAGGAGACCUUUUUCAUUGCAGAUAUUGUGUAGAGAAAUCACAGGAGCGAUAACAAUAGCUGCAGUCUGUUAAGUGUUCCAGCUCCAUCAGCUGAUUGGGACUCUUAAUGUAAUGAAGCCAAUGUUAAUAUAUACACCUGAGUUUAUUACUACUUUUACAAGUCGAAAUGUUAAAAAAGAUGCUGGCUCUGGCAAGUUUUUACCGGGCCGCUUGUAGCCUCGCCGCCUCGCUUCUGCUUCCUCUUGCAUCACCUUCGCUGUGCAAGUAAUCCAUGGCAGAACAAAACUAGAUUCUAGAUCUGUCCAUUGCAACAGUCUGCUCCAUGCAGGAUAUUAUUUUGGAUGUUUAAGUUUUACUGUAACGCUAAUUGUAGUAGCUGCGUUUCCUUCUUCGUCCUCUCUGAGGACAUUACAGUGACUCACUAUCAGAUAAGAUAAGAUAAGAUAAGAUAAGAAGCCUUUAUUGUCAUUGAACAUACACCUAUAUAGGGCUGGGCGAUAUGGACCAAAAGUCAUAUCCCGAUAUAUUUAGUCUGAAUAUCGAUAUACGAUAUAUAUCCCAAUAUUUUAUCGCAAAGAUGGAACAAAUGUUCACAAGUAGUUUUAUUGAAACAGUCUAUUUAAGUGAACAUAAAUACUGUAUAACAACAGGACUACCUUUUUAGUUUUUUAAAUCAAAGCUCCAUAAAGUGCACAUUUAAAUAAAUAAAAAAAUCUUAAAUAAAAUAGUCUUAAAUAAAAUAAGCCAAUUUUUUUCUGAAAUAAAUAUAUUAAUAUGAGGAAAGAAUAACGGACAUUACAAAAUAACAAAAUCUGACAAACCCUAGUAAGGGCAGCAUUUAUAUAUAAAGCAGCUUGCCUGGAGCAAGGAUCACAGAGCAAAAUUGAACUAUAUCGAUAUAU